Molecule: messenger RNA, 1658 nt
Organism: Hypomesus transpacificus
Lineage: Eukaryota; Metazoa; Chordata; Actinopteri; Osmeriformes; Osmeridae
Gene: acot13
Product: acyl-CoA thioesterase 13
Exons: 3
Coding region: 98-526 (142 amino acids)
Molecular function (GO): fatty acyl-CoA hydrolase activity
Source: RefSeq, a predicted model, not a curated record
AUAUUGAACGUACGCGGAACGAACACACAACAGAACGGCGUUUGCCAAAAGGAAAUCAACUUACUGAACUUGACAUUGAACACUUUUGGCAUUGACGAUGGUUUCCCUAUCUUUGAACUCGUUAAAACAAAUUAUGAGGGCUAUGGUUGAUAGUCCUGGGUUUGAUAGAGUGUUAAGUAAGGUAGACAUUGUGUCAGCUACUCCGGGCAAGGUGGUUUGCGAGAUGAAGGUAGAAGAGGAGCAUACAAACCGAGGAGGUACUCUUCACGGGGGGCUGACAGCCACGCUGGUCGACGUCAUCUCCACCACUGCAAUCAUGUACACAGAACGUGGAGCGCCGGGAGUUAGCGUUGACAUGAACAUAACGUACAUGAAUGCUGCCAGGGUUGGCGAGGAUGUGCUUAUCACUGCCCAAGUGCUGAAGCAGGGCAGGACUUUGGCAUUUGCCACUGUGGACCUCACAAACAAGUCCACAGGGAAACUUAUUGCACAAGGCAGACACACUAAACACCUUGGUAGUGCCUAGUUUACCGACUCAUGUCAGUAAAUCACCAUAUCAUAUAGUUCUGUAAUAAAGCAUGUACAGUGAUACAAAUCUUAUGUGCCUGAAAACUGUAAAUACUUGUAUACACAAUAAAUGGACAACACAGUAGCUUUAAAUGUUUUGCACUGUAUUGGUAUAUGUUCAGCAGUGUUGAUGUAAGAGAUUGAGAACACAAUGAGGAAUAAACCCAAGACAUGACCCACCUUAACCCUUCAAUCGAACAUGUUUAAUCAAAAAAGCAAAAUUAAAAUGUGCUGACCUGUGACUCACACACCCAUUGACAUUUGCACUGCAACAAUUAGUUCUUAUUUUAGAAUGUUUUCUGGCUUUCUAAUUAUGGAAUAGAACAAUCCAAAAACCCAUUAAUUAUCUCAACAACCUUUGUUCCAUUGUUAGGUACAUUAGCUUUAGGUAUUAGUUCCUCUGUAAUCAAUUCCCCAUAAACCCACACCCAGAAAAAUUAAACUAUAAACAAAUGAACCCAUCUGAUUUCAGUAGCUUGAAUGUUUACUACAUGAAUGACUUGUAACAACCUUCAGAAUCUAAACCAACAUAUUUCAACCACUAGGUCUGCAUCACACCUUAGACGAAACUGUCCCAUCAAGUCAUUCAUAGAUCUUACCAAAGCUCUGCAUGGUUUGUCUCAUAGUAAAGCAAUGACACCCAAAAUAAACAUUCUAAAAUGUCCAGCAAAAACGAAGGCGGUUAAAGCGUAAGGAAGCGAUACCUACACCAAAUGAUUCUUGACAAAUAUUUUUCAUCUUGUUUAUGUCUGCUACACAGGAGUUUUGACGCCUAUGCUCAUCUGUCCCCAAGACUUUUCAGAUUGCACAAACUGUAAAUUUCCAACCCAUUUCCCCUCCUUAAAACAUUACAGUGAUGCUUUGACAAUCCUGUAUGACAACAUGGACAAGAGAGAGAGUCCACCAUAGGAGCAGAGUGACGACCUGUGUUUGUUCCUGUUUUGAUGCAACAUAAAGAGUUCCUUCGGUGACUGGUUUUGUUUACAGCACAGCUCCAAGAGAACAACCAACCACUCAAAUCAAUGUUUGUGCAGGUUCAGAUAAACCAAAAACAGAUGAAUGGAUGAGGGGGGGGGGGGGGGGAAGGGAGG